UGGUGGCUAACAACACUGCACCUCCUGCCCUGCCACAUGGUGGAAACCUAUGUUUAUAUCAAAAAGAUGUCAGCCUUUUAGUCGCAGGCACUAUUGGUAUGAUUGAUGACGUUGAUGUCAUCGUCGUGUACGCAAUCUCUGUUGUUGAAUGCCCCAAGUCAUGUGUACUUAUCGUGGCAGGCACAAGGGCAAUGAUCGUUGAUGCAGGUGAUGAAAAUGCGGUUGCAGGUGUCGGUGAGAUUAUUGGAGCCGGUGAUGAUGGUGCGACCGUGGCCAACAUGGUGAUUGGCAGCUCCCCUCCUGAACGCUUGGCCCAGCUAACGCUAGAGGAGGAAAAAGAAGAGGGCGUAGAGGAAGGCGACGAGGAAGAAGAAGGGGAGACCUCCGAAGAAGCAGGGAGUUACACUGAAUACAGCGAGGACGAGUCAGGUGAAGAAGAAGAAGAAGAAGAAGAAGAGGAUCGGUUGGAGGAAGAGGAGGAAUCAAAGUGGGAGACUUUGGGUGAAGAGGCGGAUCGCGCAGAGCCUCAGGAGGAGGAUCCCGAGGCGGCACGAAGGAGAGAGGAGAUCGCAACCGGAAAGCAGUCGCUGGAGUUCGCAAGUGAAGUGGAUUUGCCGAUCCCGUACAACCCGGCCAAGGAUCCCGAGCUGCCCAAGAACGACGAUGGGAACCUUGCUGCCGGGACUCCGAGCGCACCGGCCGGACGGCGACGAAGCCGAUCCCCCUCCCCCUCCACCUCCGCCCGUCCACCAGUUCGAGCUCCACAAGCACUUUACAUGAUCAAGGACUCAGUGCAAAAACCUCUCGAGUCUGUCGCAGAAUACCGAAACCGGUUCUACCGAAUGUUUGUGAAGACUGAGCGAGGCGAGCAAGUCGGGAGAGAUUUGUUUAUUGAUGGGCUUCGCAGCCGAACGAUAAGGGCGAAGCUGCGAAAGCAAUUUUCCCCCAUCAAUCACACGCUGCAACAGAUCAUGGCCGCUGCAGAAGAGAUGGAACGGAAGUUCACGGCGAACUUCCUGGAAGGAGAAGACUAUUCUAGGGAAGAAGAUUCGUCUGAACUUGCAAGGGCGAGAGCUGAGCUGGCCGCAUUGCAGAACAAGUUCGAAAAUAUGGGAUUUGUGUCUUGCUCAGUCACCUAUCUAGAACAGGUGGGCCCUAAUCGACCGACCUCAAGUGAGAUCCCGAGUGUCCAUGUUCCUGUGAUGCCAACAUCUGUAAGAACGGCACCCCCUCCACCAAUUGAGAAUCCUGUAAGAACCAAUGAAUCUAUUGCCAUCUUCGAACUAACCAAAAUGUUAAUUAGCCUAAUCCAGGAGAGCAAAAAGGAACAGCGAGAGCACGACGCUCGGUUAGAAGCCAUGAUGAGAAACAUGCGGCCCAUCGCCGUGCGUGCCCCUCCGAUUCAACAAGGAUUGGCCCAGGUGCUUGUUCUCGGAGGAGCCGCAAGCAAUCUGGAUGUCUAUUAUGCAUGCCAUCAGCCAGGGCAUCUAGCCCGUGAUUGCCCCCACCAACCCCCGCAACAACGGGUCGGAGUUGCACCAAUGGCCGCAACUCCUAUCACUAACGGACCUGGACGGGUAGGAGCUCUGAUGGAAGAGAUGGAAGGUGGGGGAAGUGCGUUGGCAACCACGGAAGAAGCCGCUGAGCUCAUCCCAUUAGAUCAGUAUAUGUCGCUUGGAUAUCCUGGGCUUGGAAUGAUUGGAACGAUCCGACCGGCGCCAGAACAGAAAGAAGUGGCGGAGUGGCGACCUUCUCCCAGAGAGAUGGAGUCGGGAGGACCCACCUUCGUCACAGGGGAAAUCGAUGUGUUGAACAUUAUCCGAGCCCUUCCGAUCGGCCAUCUGCUCUCGAUUUCCGAACAGGCUAAUGAGCGGAUGCUACAGCACUGCAAGAAAAAACGAAAACGAUUCGCCCUCACCCGAACCACUAACGUAAAGGCUAAAAGUCCCAUGCCCGAGGACAACACUGCUGGCACGACGGAUCCAAUACGGGUAGGAUUAAUACAAAAAGACGACCAUUUCCUACGGAUUAAACCCAUCAAGUGGAAAUCUGCAGAAUGCGAUAUUGAAAUAUGGGGAAUUUCGUACAAUGCAAUCAUUGAUCCGGGAGCUGUUGUUUUGGCUAUCUCACUGAGAGUAGUUGAGAGGGCAGGUAGGAAAAACGACCUGAUCAUGCUUAUGGAGAAGGACCAGCUCGUUUCGGCAGACGACGAGAAGAUUAAAACAGUGGGACGGAUGACCAACGUCACUUUCCGAUUGGGAAAGGUGCAUGCACUAGGAGAUGUCGUGGUAUUAGAUGUAAACACCUACGAUGUUCUUUUCGGUUUUCACGCUCUUGUGGCAUUACGAGCGAACCUGGAUUUCGAGCGACGGUCAAUCAUCCUCCGAAAUACGGGAGGAAAUCCCUAUCGAGCGAUGAACAUGACAUUCCAGAACUUCGUCAACAAGACGCAGCUAACUCAGGGAAUGAUCAACUUCUGCGUGAUCGUAUACAUGGAUGAUAUCCUUGUCUACUCGGAGACCUAUCACGGGCAUGCACAACACAUUGAGUGGACGUUGGGAGCGCUGAGGGACGCUGGGUUCAAGAUCGCACUCGAAAAGAGCGAAUUUUUCCUUUCGGAAAUUUCGUUCUUGGGCUACGUCGUGACACGUGGAGGAUUGCGGCCUGACUCGAGAAAAGUCGCGGCGGUGAGAGAAGCCCCGGUUCCCACGUCACUGACGCAGGUUCGAGCCUUCUUGGAGUUGGCCUCGUACUACCGCCGUUUCAUCAAAGGCUUCGCCGCGAUUGCGCGGCCGCUAACGAACCUGUUACGAAAGGACCAACCUCUCAGUUGGGACGCAGAGUGUGAGCAGGCCUUUGCGACCCUCAAAGAUGCUUUGGCGACGACACCUAUUUUGAUCCGACCGGACCCCUCGAAACACUUCAUUCUUAUCACGGACUGGCAACCGGAAGCUAUUUCCGCUAUUCUAGCGCAGAAAGGGAACGAUGGUCGCGAACAUGUCAUCGAGUACGGGUCGCGAACGGUGCCAGACGAACGGAGGAAUGACUCAGCACCCCAAGGCGAAUGCUAUGCAGUACUCUGGGGAAUCCAACACUUCCAUCUGUAUCUCUAUGGGCAGAAGUUCCGCCUUGUGACGGAUCACGAGCCUUUGCUGGCUUUGAAGAAACUCACUAAUUACACGGGCAUGAUUGGACGUUGGGCGCUGGCCGACGAUCUCCCUCUUGAGAUCGUCUCGCAGAGCGACGACAGCCCGGUCCCGCACGUUCUCACGCAGACCUUGGCGCCAUAUCUUCAGUGGUCGGCGUGCUUGGAGGAACCAGGGAGCGGCCGCAACCCACCAUUACAGCGUGGUUAUCUGGACCCGCACGAGAUAGUCGACCUUGCCUUCUUCCAAGAUCGGACAGCUUCCGAGAACGAGGAGGUAGAGAUUGAAGUGGAAGAAGAAAGCUCGGAAGAAGAAGAAGAGGUCGAGGAAGAGGCCGACGAGGAAGAAACUCCCGAGGAAGGAAGUUACAAUGAGCACAGCGAAGGGGAGCAAAGUGAAGCGGAGGAGGAAGAAGAGCAAGACGACGAAGAAGAAGAAGAAGACGAGGAGGAGCUAGGCUCGGGCGCAGGCCCAGGCACAGAAGAGGGAAGAGAUCGUGGCCGGGAAGCGACAGUUGGAAUUCGCCAACGCAGCCGGUCAGCCGCGCAUCGACGAUCCGGCCCGAGAUCCGGAGCCACCCGAGCCCGAGGAUGGAGAGACAGCUGCCGAGACUUCGGCCGCACCAGCGAGACGGCGAUGAAGCCGAUCCCCCUCCCCCUCCGCCGCCGACCGCCCACCAACUCGUCCACGUACCGAUGCGGGGCAUCGGGCUUCAUCCCCGAUCGAGUAAAGGCUGCGAUCCGCGCUGCACAAAGUAGCCCCAUGGGAAAUCAGAGUUGGAGAAAGGUGAAGCUCGACGGAGGAAAGUGAACGUUGGAAGAACUAUCUGCGGAGAACAGCCGCUAGCCGUGCAUAG
Molecule: messenger RNA, 4002 nt
Organism: Chara braunii
Lineage: Eukaryota; Viridiplantae; Streptophyta; Charophyceae; Charales; Characeae
Source: the annotation of a GenBank genome assembly